Molecule: messenger RNA, 2031 nt
Organism: Tupaia belangeri chinensis (Chinese tree shrew)
Lineage: Eukaryota; Metazoa; Chordata; Mammalia; Scandentia; Tupaiidae
Gene: F10
Product: coagulation factor X
Biological process (GO): proteolysis
Cellular component (GO): extracellular region
Molecular function (GO): serine-type endopeptidase activity; calcium ion binding
Source: RefSeq, a predicted model, not a curated record
CAGUGACCCUGGGGGCCAGGGAGUGAACCUUGUCCCCGUGGCCUGGAGGCCCGUCACAGAGGGACGGCAGGCACUGCCAUCGGCCACAUCAUGGCGAGCCCGUGUCGCCUGGUCCUGCUCAGCGUCUCCCUGGCCGGCCUCCUGCUGCCUGGGGGGAGCGUGUUCGUCAGCCGGGAGCACGCCAACACCGUCCUGCAGAGGGCCAGGAGAGCCAACUCCUUUCUGGAAGAGGUGAAGCAAGGAAACCUUGAGCGGGAGUGCAGGGAGGAGACUUGCUCAUACGAAGAGGCCCGGGAAGUCUUCGAGGACGUCGUCCAGACGAAUGAAUUCUGGAAUAAAUACAAAGACGGCGACCAGUGCGAGGACAGCCCCUGCCUGAACCAGGGCAGCUGCCGGGACGGCCUUGGGGAGUACACGUGCACCUGUCCAGACGGCUUCGAAGGCAGGAACUGCGAGCUGUUCUCCCGGAAGCUCUGCAGCCUGGACAACGGGGACUGUGACCAGUUCUGCCGUGAGGAGCAGAACUCGGUGGUGUGCUCCUGCGCCCGCGGCUACACCCUGGGUGACGACGGCAAGUCCUGCGUCUCCACAGAGCCUUUCCCCUGUGGGAAACAGAUUCUCGGACGCAGGAAGAGGUCAGCGGCCCAGGCCACCAACAGCAGUGGGGAUCCCCCCGAGACCUCCACGGUGACUUGGGACAACCCAGAUGGCCUGACCCCCACGAGGGGCACCCUCGACCUGCUCAACUCGGGCCAGCCGUACCCAGAGGGGGACUACAGCAACAUCAUCCAUGGCCGCGAGUGCCAAGAUGGGGAGUGCCCCUGGCAGGCACUCCUCAUCAACGAGGAGGAUGAGGGCUUCUGCGGGGGCACCAUCCUGGGCCCCUUCCACAUCCUCACCGCGGCGCACUGUCUGCUCCAGGCCAAGAGGUUCAAGGUGAGGGUAGGGGACCGGGACACCAAGAAGGAGGACGGGGGCGAGACGCUGCACGAGGUGGAGCUGAUCAUCAAGCACAACAAGUUCGUGAAGGCCACCUACGACUUCGACAUCGCCGUGCUCCGGCUGAAGACGCCCAUCACCUUCCACCAGAACGUGGCCCCAGCCUGCCUGCCCGAGAAGGACUGGGCCGAGACCACGCUCAUGGCGCAGAAGACGGGCAUCGUGAGCGGCUUCGGGCGCACCCACGAGAAGGGCCGGCCGUCCACCACGCUCAAGAUGCUGGAGGUGCCCUACGUGGACCGCAGCGUGUGCAAGCUGUCCAGCAGCUUCACCAUCACCCAGAACAUGUUCUGUGCCGGCUACGACACCAGGCCCGAGGACGCCUGCCAGGGCGACAGCGGGGGCCCCCACGUCACUCGCUUCAAGGACACCUACUUUGUGACGGGCGUCGUCAGCUGGGGGGAGGGCUGCGCCAGGAAGGGCAAGUAUGGGGUCUACACCAAGGUCGCCGCUUUCCUCAAGUGGAUCGACAAGUCCAUGAGGACCCGGGCGGCAGCCCACCCCUCGCCCACCGCCCUCCCGGGGGAGCCCCAGCCCACGGCCCAGCCCAGGGCCCCCACCCACCUACCACCCUCCCCAGAGAGCCCCAGCCCCAGCCCCUCCCCAGUAAAUGCCUGGCCUGGAGACUCGCAGAGCUGGUGUCUGUUUACCUCGGGCCUGUCCCCUGGUGAGUCCCGGAGAGGCCCCGCCUCAGCGCCAACUGCUCCCUGCAGGCUCCGUCACGCCCCCUGGUGGGCACGCCUCUCCCUACCAGGCUGGCCACUUCAGGGACUCACGUGCUCCCUGGAGCCGGGAUGGGGUCCCUCAGCCCCCGGCACAGCCUCUCUGAGAACAGACAGGCGGGAAGGCUCCCUCGAGCGUGCCGUGGGGCCCAGGUCCCGGGACAGAAGUGCCGGACGCUCUUUACUGGCCUUUUUAAAUUUUUCUUUCCCAGGAGGUGCAGGUGCUGGCCAGGGCAGACGGGGAAGAGCAUGCCCAUGUGCGGCAUCUCUUGUACUCCCUCCUCUCCUUCCUUAGGGUGCGUGCUUCUCC